AUGUCAAGUUCAAAAUCAAUCAUUGAUGAAACUUACAUUAAUGUUCAUUUAAAAGGAGGCAAUCUACAUUCUGAAUUAUUACAUAUAGAAGCUUCUUUUAAUAAAGGUAAUUUUGUAAUUUAACUUAGGAUAAUUUAAGGGAUAAUCAAUCCCAUUGAGAUGUCAAUGGUUUAAUAUUACCAAAGAGAAAGAUUUUGUAGAAAUAGAAGAUGUCUCAGGUUAAUUUUAUCAACCUUGUAUUCUAGAUAUUGAUACUAAGUAAAAUCUUUAAUAAAUCCUAUAAGAAUUAUGGUUUAAGCUAUACCAAUUUUGGAUUUCGAAUAUAAUGGAAUGCCCUUAACGGCAGAAACCAAUUUUUUGCAAGCAGAUUCUAAAAUUUUUGAUUUAGUAGAUAACUACAAUUAAAUUAGGUUAACUCAGCAUUUAAUGAAGGAGAAAUGCAAUUAAAUUGUAAAUUGGAAAAUAUUUAAGCUCAAUAAAAUCAAUCCUAUAUAGAUCUUAAUUUACCUUUAGUUUGCACUUUAAUUGUCAAUGAAAAUGGGUUGAUAUUGAAAACUGAUUAAAAUAAGAUUAUUACUAAUAUUGAUAAAUACGAACUUAAGAUUAUUAAAAAAAAUAACAAUUAGAUUGAAAUCUUCAAUUAAAAUAUUAAAUUAUUGGCAGCUGUAACAAAUAAUGUCAUUCGGGAUGCUAUAUUUCAAUUUAGCAAAACAUUAAAAUCAAAAAAAACUCAUUUAAGUGAUACUGCUUAAUUAUAUGUAAUCCUCUCUGAUUAAGAAUAAAAGUUAACUUAAAAAGAAAAUGAAAUUUCAUAAUUAUUAGAUAUUAAAUAAAAAUUAAAUUAAAAUCUUAAUGAACUUUAAUAAUAAUACAAUAUAAAUAUCAAAAAAAUUGAAUAGAUUGAUAAAUAAGUGGUGUAAUAGAAUUAAUAAAUUUAGAAUAAAGACAAAGAAAUUUUGAAUUUAAAACAAUAGAUUGAUAAAUUAGAUGGAAAAACAUAAAUUUAUAUUUAAGAAAUUAAAGUUUUGAAGAGUUAAGUAAUAUUAUUAGAAAACACAAAUAAAAAAUUCUAAUAAGAAAUAGAAGAAUUAAAAAAAAAUUAACAUUAAAAUUAAGAUGAAAUAAGAGAAAUGUUUUAUAGAGAAAAGUUAGAUAGUCUAAAAUAAUAAAAUGAUGUAUUAAUUUAAUUUAUUUAGAGAAAUGCAUAAAGGAAAAUUAAUAAUGGUAAUUAAUUAAUGAUUAAUUAAUGAAAGAAAUAAAAAAACUUGAAAGCAAUAAUACUUUUUAUUAAGAAGAGAAAGAAUUAAUUUAGAAUGAAUUGAAUAAUUUAAAAAAAAAAUAUGAAAGUUUAUUAUAGGAGAUUGAAUUGAACUAAAAGAAAGAGAAAUCAGAAAUUUCAUCAGAAGUAAUGAAUAUUUUUAAUUACAUAGAAUGAAGCUUAAUCUAAUAAAUAAUCUGAAAUUAUAAUAUGCAAUCCAAAUAUUUAAAUUAGUAAUGGUUCAUAAGAUGAAAUAAAAAGAUUGAAAAUAACAAUAAAUAAUUUGGAAGCAACAAUCAAGAAGUAAAAAGUAUCAAAAAUUUUAGUUUGAAAUGUGAUUAUGAAUAGGAUAUGUUGAAAUUAACAAAUAAACAUUUUUUGAAGAGUAAUACUUCUUAAGAAAUAUAGAUGUUGCAAAAAUUGGUAAAAUAAAAAAGAAUAUGAUUUUAGGCUAAUUCUUUGGCUGAGAGUUUAUCUGAUAAGGAAUAAGCUUUAUAAACUUAGAGAAAUAUUAAUCGAGAAUUACUGAGUAAGAUUUCAGAAUUUACAAAGUGAUAGAUGGA
Paramecium sonneborni is the source of this 1821-nucleotide messenger RNA. The record is from the annotation of a GenBank genome assembly. Lineage: Eukaryota; Ciliophora; Oligohymenophorea; Peniculida; Parameciidae.